AUGGCUGAGCAACGAAAACAGGAGAAGGACUUCACGAAGGAGGUUGACGAGCUACUCCCGGAGACGAAGUCUCUCGCCCAGGCGGGCAAGCUGCAAGAAGCCCUGGACAAGUUGUUCGCAUUUGAGAAGCAGACAAGAAACGCUUCAGAUGCAGCGUCCACCACCCGUCUCGUGAAGGAGAUCUCACAAUUGUGUUACGAUGCCCGGAAUUACGCUCUCCUGAAUUCAAGCAUCAACACGUUAAGCAAGAAGCAUGGUCAGUUCAAAGCUUCUACGCAGGCAAUGGUCGAACAGGCCAUGGAAUGGUUGGAUGAACUUCGGACUCGGGAGGGCGAUGAGAAGUGGCUGGAGUUGAUCGAGACAUUGCGCACAGUCACAGAGGGCAAGAUCUUCUUGGAGACACCACGAGCUCGGGUAACCCUCAAGCUUACACACUACUAUGAGUCGCUUGCUCGCCCUACUGAGGACCCUGCGAAGCGAAGAGAGCAUCUGCAGAAGGCAACCGACCUCAUUAGCGACUUGCAGGUCGAGACAUACUCUUCGAUGGAGCGCCGAGAGAAGACCGAGUUCAUCAUGGAGCAAAUGCGCGUGCUGAUUGUCUUGGCGCAAGUGAAGGACGUAGAGGAUGCUGCCUCGGAAAAGAAGGGCACGAUGGGAGGUGGCGAGGCAGAAUGGGUCAAGGUUCGCGUCGCCAGUAGGAAGAUCAACGAGGGGUUUCUGAAGGAAGAGGCAAACGAGGACCUCAAGAUGAAGUACUACGAGAUGAUGAUUCUCUAUGCCCUCAAACACGAUGCCUAUCUCGACGUUGCAAAGUACUACCACACGGUCUGGGAGACGCCUUCCGUCAAGGCGGACGAGAAGAUACGUGGUCAGGAGGCUCUCGAACACAUCGCUUACUACAUCGUGCUCGCCCCUCACGAUAACGAGCAGUCUGACAUGCUCCAUCGCAUCUUCCGGUACUCCGAAGUGGAGAAAAUGCCAUUGCACUACGAACUGCUCAAGAGCUUCACGACUCCGGAAUUGAUGAGAUGGCCGGGUGUUGAAACCAUGUACGGCCCACACCUUCGGCCUAACACCAUCUUCAAGAGCGACAAGCUCUGGGAUGACCUUCAUACAAGGGUUAUCGAGCACAAUAUCCGCAUCGUCUCUCAAUACUACACGCGCAUUACCCUCACUCGCCUGACACAGCUGCUUGACCUUUCACAGGAGAAGGCUGAGGAGACGCUCUGCAGGCUAGUAGUGUCCGGCACCGUAUGGGCCAAGAUAGAUCGACCGACAGGUACAGUGAACUUCCGGAAGGGCAAGAGCGCAGAGGACGUCAUGAACGACUGGAGCUCCGACAUGCAACGACUCUUGAGUCUUGUCGAGAAGACAUGGAUGGGUGUCAAUGCCGCACAGGCAGCACAGUCAAGAGCGGUGAAGGCAUAG
This is a messenger RNA of Rhodofomes roseus, 1428 nucleotides long. RefSeq names its product PCI-domain-containing protein. The record is from RefSeq and is a predicted model, not a curated record. Bases 1 to 1428 code for a protein of 475 amino acids. Gene Ontology annotation, cellular component: proteasome regulatory particle, lid subcomplex; cytoplasm; nuclear proteasome complex. The transcript is spliced from 8 exons. Lineage: Eukaryota; Fungi; Basidiomycota; Agaricomycetes; Polyporales; Fomitopsidaceae.